Messenger RNA from Metarhizium brunneum ARSEF 3297, 1932 nucleotides. Its product is annotated as Beta-galactosidase-1-like protein 2. Gene Ontology annotation, cellular component: vacuole. Lineage: Eukaryota; Fungi; Ascomycota; Sordariomycetes; Hypocreales; Clavicipitaceae. The record is from RefSeq and is a predicted model, not a curated record. Gene Ontology annotation, molecular function: beta-galactosidase activity. Gene Ontology annotation, biological process: carbohydrate metabolic process.
AUGCUUGGCAGAGGAGUGGCAGCAGCAGUCUUCGGCUGGGCUGCGGCUUUGCUAUCGCUUGCAAAGCCACUCGUUGCCGCCCAUCGUGGCAACUUUACCUAUGACCGUCACAACUUCUUGCUCGAUGGCGUUCCUAUCCAGUUGAUCGGGGGCCAGAUGGACCCCCAGCGCAUUCCGCCCGCCUACUGGACUCAGCGGCUGCAGAUGGCAAAGGCCAUGGGCUUGAACACGAUAUUCUCCUACGUAUUUUGGAACAAUAUUGAACCGACAGAGGGCUCAUGGGACUUUGAGGGACGCAAUGACAUUGCCCGGUUCGUGCGGCUCGCCCAACAGGAAGGCCUCUAUGUCGUCCUCCGUCCUGGGCCGUAUAUAUGCGGCGAACAUGAAUGGGGUGGCUUCCCUUCUUGGCUCAGCCAGAUUCCCGGCAUGGCCGUGCGGCAGAACAACAAGCCCUUUCUAGAUGCAUCCCGCAACUAUCUUGAACAGCUCGGCAAGCACCUGGCCGCCACGCACAUUUCCCAGGGCGGGCCGGUCCUCAUGACCCAGCUGGAGAAUGAAUACGGCAGCUUUGGCAAGGACAAGGCCUAUCUCCGGGCCAUGGCGGACAUGCUGAAAGCCAACUUUGACGGGUUUCUCUACACCAACGACGGCGGCGGCAAGAGCUACCUCGACGGAGGCUCCCUGCACGGCAUCCUCGCAGAGACGGACGGCGAUCCCAAGACGGGCUUCGCCGCCCGAGAUCAAUACGUGACUGACCCUACCAUGCUUGGGCCGCAGCUAGACGGAGAGUACUACGUGACCUGGAUUGACGACUGGUCGAGCAACUCGCCCUACCAGUACACCUCUGGACGGCCUGAUGCCACCAAGAGGGUUCUCGACGACCUCGACUGGAUCCUGGCCGGCAACAACUCCUUCAGCAUCUACAUGUUCCACGGCGGCACCAACUGGGGGUUCGAAAACGGCGGCAUCUGGGUCGACAACCGCCUCAACGCAGUCACGACCAGCUACGACUACGGCGCGCCUCUGGACGAGAGCGGCCGCGCGACCGGCAUCUACCGGCAGAUCCGAGACGUCAUCUCCAAGCACGUCCCGGCAGGCACCAUCCCCGAGGUUCCCCACGUGCCCGACCUGACCACCAUCGACGACUUUGCCCUCGAGCCCGCCGUGGCGCUGUUCGACACGCGCAGCGACAAGCCCGCGGUCCAGGCCGGCAGCCCCGUCCCCAUGGAGAAGCUGGGCCAGGCAUUCGGCUUCGUGCUGUAUGAGCACCGCGUCUCCGCGGCCGUCAGCGGCGCCAUUGCCCCCGGUGACGGGCCGCGAGACCGCGUCAUGGUAUACGUCAACGGCGCCAGGGUCGGCGUCGUGGACAAGACGCACGCGGCCCCGGCGCCCGUCAGCGUGGACCUGAAGCAGGGCGACGUCCUGCAGCUCCUGGUCGAAAACCUCGGCCGCAUCGACUACGGCCAGCAGCUCAGGGAGCAGCAAAAGGGCAUCGUGGGCAACGUCACGGUCGGAGGGGACGCCGUCCUGGAGGGAUGGUCUGCGUAUUCCCUGCCGCUGACGGACCUGCCCGCCGCCCUGGCCGACGAGAAUUCCGAGACGCCUGAAAUCAAGGAUGGGGGCGCUCCCGUCUUUUACAAGGGCACGUUUGGCCUGCCCGCGGGGGCCGGCAAUGACCUCAGCGGCGACACCUUUCUCUCGCUGCCCAACGGCGUCAAGGGCAGUGUCUGGGUCAAUGGCCAUCACUUGGGGCGGUAUUGGGUCGUGGGACCCCAGCAGAGUCUGUAUGUGCCGGGCGCGUAUCUGUACGGCGGGAAUAAACCCAAUCGCGUUGUUGUUCUUGAGCUUGAGCCCAAGGCCGGUGCGGACAUGGUUGCCCGCGGACUGGCGACGCGAGAGUGGGCGAACCAUCCUGACCCUGAUGUCGCGUGA